Ceratitis capitata (Mediterranean fruit fly) is the source of this 2463-nucleotide messenger RNA. Its product is annotated as solute carrier organic anion transporter family member 4A1. NCBI's taxonomy places the organism in Eukaryota, Metazoa, Arthropoda, Insecta, Diptera, Tephritidae. Gene Ontology annotation, molecular function: protein binding. Gene Ontology annotation, cellular component: membrane. The record is from RefSeq and is a predicted model, not a curated record. Gene Ontology annotation, biological process: transmembrane transport; sodium-independent organic anion transport.
CAUUUGAAGCGCACACUUUAUACGUGCAUCGACAGUGAUCCCCUGCAGCUGUGCGUUCACGCUUCCAACUCACUGAUAGAAAAUAUGAGAAAAUGGUACAACUUGAAGAAGAUACAGCUCAGACUGAUGCAGCAAAAAGAACGAGUGAUGUUGAAUUGAAUUUACUCAGCGAGUCGAGAUUGGAUAUCUCUGAAAAGCAACGUGCGCAGAAGAUAAACAAGAAUAUGGAGGAGGAUGAGCGAGUGAACACCAAAAAGGAGAUCGAUGCAUACGAGCGUGAAAUGAUGUUAACUGAAGAUGUGCGCUGUGGUUUUUGGAUUUUCAAAGGUGCAUGCUUUCAGCGAUUCGCCACUCAGACGACUUAUGUCCUCCUCUAUGGCUUAGUGGGCUGCGUGUUUUCUAUGACUUAUGCCUACUUCAAUGGCACGCUGACCACGAUUGAGAAACGCUUUAAGAUACCGUCAAAGAACACUGGCAUAAUAGCGAUUGGCAAUAACAUAAGUCAAAUGACCGUCUCUGCUGCGUUGAGCUAUUAUGCGGGUAAAGGACAUCGACCGCGUUGGAUUGGUUUUGGUGUGAUGACAAUUGUCGGUUUUUGUAUGCUCACCGCAGCGCCACACUUUCUGUACGGGCCCGGUGAAGAUGCGCUCGGGCUGACUGUCGAAUUUGGCGGCGUCGCCGAUGAGAAUGCCACUCAGGAGGUAUUGGAGCAGCAACGUGCGAAGUCUUUAUGUCGCGAUCGUGGUAAUGAGACAGCUUGCGCAUUGGAGGAGGGUAAUUUUGCGCCGCAGGCAGUGUUUUUCCUUGCCGAAGUCAUAUCUGGCGUGGGUGGUGGUCUUUACUACACACUUGGCGUAUCCUAUAUGGAUGAUAAUACGAAAAAGUCCAAGACGCCCGCAUUAUUAAGCCUUUCAUAUUUUUUCCACAUGCUUGGUCCCGCCAUCGGCUACGCUUUGGCCUCCUUCUGUCUACGCCUCUACAUUGCACCACAAUUGCAACCAGUCAUAAAUAACAACGAUCCACGUUGGUUAGGUGCUUGGUGGUUGGGUUGGCUUUUGCUGGGUUCUACACUCUUCCUAUCUGGCAUACUCUUCACUAUGCUACCGAAAGAAUUACCGCGCGCAAAAGCUCGUCGGGUUGUUGAAGAGCGCAAACGUCGAGAGGCGAGCGCUUUGAAGGGUGAAGCGCCUGAUGAGCCCGCGGCGGAAGAGGAAGCUUCAUUGAAAGAUAUGUUGAUCACUUUUAAACGAAUUGCAAUGAAUAAGACCUUAAUGUGCAAUAAUAUUUCAUCAAUUUUCUAUUAUUUUGGUUAUACGCCUUACUGGAUUUUUACACCGAAAUAUAUAGAAGUACAGUAUCGACAAUCGGCAGCGACGUCGAGCUUGGUCACCGGCACCGUAGCGUUGGCUUUCUCCGCGCUUGGCGUACUUCUUUCCGGCUUUGUUAUUUCGAAAUUUAAGCCCAGCGCACGUUAUAUGGCCGCAUGGAAUGUGUUUGUUGGUCUUCUCAGCGUUGCAGGUUGUAUUGCUUAUGCUUUUAUUGGUUGCCCGGGUAACGAACAAUCGAUGAUUAUCAAUAUACCCGAGGGUGGUCCCAACAGCAUUACCACCUGCAAUUCGGCUUGUUAUUGUGAUUAUGUACCAUUUUCACCGGUUUGUGGUGAGAAUAAUAUGACUUAUAUUUCACCAUGCCAUGCCGGCUGCAGGCAAGAGAUAAUCGAUGGUAAGGGCAAGAAGAUAUAUAGUGACUGCAGUUGCAUUGCAAAUAAUAAUUCUUUAAAUCACGUUAAGGGAUCAUUGUCGGAAUUAUGGCAAAACACAAAACUUUCUGCAACUGUCACAAAUGUUGCUGAGCCUUUCGCAGUGCUUAAAAAAUACGAAAAACCUCUGCCUACUUUUGGCGGCCACGCUACUGCUGGUGCCUGCCCCGUCAACUGCUUCCGUCAAUUCGUGCUCUUCUUGUCGGUGAUGUGUUGUUUGAAAUUCGUCGGUGCCACUGGUCGGGCAUCGAACUUUCUGGUCACAAUACGUUGUGUGCCGGAGCGCGACAAAACUGCUGCCAUGGGUUUUGGCAUGAUGUUGGCGUGUUUGCUGACCUUUAUACCCAGUCCGAUAUUCUUCGGUUGGUUGUUGGAUGGCUUGUGUUUGGUGUGGGGUAAAACGUGCACGAAUAAAGGCAAUUGUUGGCUAUAUGAUCCGCUGGCGUUGAGAUACACACUAAACUUCACCGCUGCGGCUUUUAUAUUUAUCGGCACAAUUUUUGAUGUUGGCGUUUGGUAUUUGGUAAAGAAUUUGAAAAUCUUCGAUGAAGAGGUGAAGAAAACUGAUGCUGGAACUGAAGAGGAACAAGAAACUAUGCUUGCAAAGGAAAAGUUAUAAAGUGACAUUGACUCUAUGUAUGGAUUUGCAAUGAAAUAUAAGUUUAUAAAUAAAAAGCAAACGCAAAACGAAUAGAACAUAGUGG